Messenger RNA from Symbiodinium natans, 828 nucleotides. Lineage: Eukaryota; Dinophyceae; Suessiales; Symbiodiniaceae. The record is from the annotation of a GenBank genome assembly.
AUGUUUCACUUUCUGCUUUCGGAAGCUACGUGGAGAUAUCUGGAUUCUCCUUUGCACAAGCUGCAUCUUCGAGAGAGGAUCUGCUCUGCCAGCUUCCUGGCCUCUUCUGCGCUGUGGGCCUGCACGCCUCGCCUUCGGCGCUACCGGGAGAUCCAUCCAGACACGAGGCCGGCUUUUGCAUCCGACAUGGGCCAGCGAUUCGCGAAGAUGCUGAAGACCUUGGGCGCACCUGCCGUCGUCUGUGUGGAGAAACCCUAUCUAGAAGGCUUCACCGACGGCUUUGCAGGAUCAGCUGCGGGAGACUUCAUCCUGCUCGCUGUCAAUGGAGGAGAUGCGCCACUGUCGGCAGAGACCCAGCGCCGCAUCGCAUCGCUUCCGGGAUUGAAGGCUUGCUUUGCCAUGAACCUCCACACGCCGUCAGAUGAGCGCUUCUUUCCACUGCCGGUGGGCCUCCCUCACCACUGUGAUGGCCUUCACCGUGGCAAUCUCCGUGGAUCAGGCGACGCCGAGUUGCUGAUUGAGCGAAUUUGGAGCUGCUCUUCCCCGUGGCAAGAGCGCGACACAAGGCUGCUGGUGACACCCAUGCAGGCGAGUCGCCUGCGGACGAGAUACGUCGAAUUGCUGACCCAGCCUGUGGCUUCGCUGCACUGUGUGGUGCGCAAGUUGACACAUGUAUCGGGACCCGAGCCCAGGAGCAAUAAUUUAGUGCUGCUGAAACAAUCCUACCCCAAAGAUCUGUCAGUCUGUUUAGACGCAGAAACAUUUCUUCUGAUGCCAGGAGUUCUCACACCUCGUGAAUGUCGUGACGGGCCGGUUGGACUUCGCUGA